Molecule: messenger RNA, 1833 nt
Organism: Asterias rubens (European starfish)
Lineage: Eukaryota; Metazoa; Echinodermata; Asteroidea; Forcipulatida; Asteriidae
Exons: 5
Coding region: 118-1512 (464 amino acids)
Biological process (GO): non-canonical Wnt signaling pathway; canonical Wnt signaling pathway
Cellular component (GO): plasma membrane
Molecular function (GO): Wnt receptor activity; Wnt-protein binding
Source: RefSeq, a predicted model, not a curated record
CGCCGGCCAAAAACACGACAGGUAGAAGAUAAAACCUGACGUUUUUCUACAAUUCUUCCCACAUGUUAUCCAUCAAUAAGACUUCAUUAACGUCAGGAGCUGUGCAACAGUGUCAGGAUGCGUAGCAGACCUUUUGGUGCCACUUUGGGCCUAGUUUUGGGAGUUUUACUGCGUGGAUGUGCAACAUGUGUAGCAGGUUCAUCUUGCCAGGAUAUAAGUUUAGACUAUUGUAGAACGCUGCCGUACACGCAGACAGGGACGCCAAAUAUGUUUGGAUAUAACUCUCAGGAAGAUCUGCCAGUCCACCUUGGUUCUUCAUUCCAGACAUUAGUUUACAUCGGUUGCUAUGAGAACCUCCAUCUCUUCCUGUGUGCUGCGGCUUUCCCACAAUGCACCUCUGAUGGAGAGAUGCUCCCCCCGUGUCGUUACCUUUGCGAUGACUCAUUUGAAAAGUGUGGACGCGUCCUACUUUUCUACCCAGAUAUAUAUCAAAAUUUAAACUGUCACGAAAUGCCAAACUCUACUGAUCCGAAUGUCUGUGUUGGAUUGGACACCCCUAAGCAAAAUGAAACAAGAGAGAGAACCACUGACAGUUUAUCCAGUUAUGAGACAACAGCAAUUACCAAGAUUACAAACACCGAAAUUUACACAAGUUUGGACACUUUGUUAGCCACUACAUCGCAACCAGAGACCACACCCCUUGAGGAUGCAGAAAAAAAUGCAGCAAAUAGCACUUUGGUGAAUUUGACAUUGUCUGACUCGGAGGUCGAAGGGCAGAGGUCAACUGAGAGCAGAGGGGAGGAGAAGUGGACAGACAGUGUGGACAAAUCUGUGAAGACAGGUGACCUGUUUAAUCAAAGUGGUUCCCACAACACUGUCCCAUCUCUUGGGAUCGUUCUCAGUACACUCUCCGCUGUGGGCAUGGUGGUACUUCUGCUAUUCUGCGCAUUCUUCAAAAGUUCAUUUGGAAAAUCUUUUGGAAGACGGCGUAAACCGAGGGACUCUGCAUUUUAUACCAACCCGGCAUUUGAUGAUCUACCUCAAAGAGGUCCAAGGAAUGUGAACGGGCAGUCGAUGGACUCCAGACAAGAGCCAUACACGCUAGACGAUUUGCCGCCCCAUCCUGCCAGUAUCAAUGGAUCACAUUAUCAGCCAAGCCCCGCCCACAUGAACCCCUACCAGCAGGAACCAGGCGGAUACACGCAACAAAAUUUGUUCACCGUCUUGGAUUCCUCUCAUAAAACCACCUCAGAGUCAAAUCCUAAAAUUUCCCAUUUCUCUAAAACGGAUCGAACACACAGCAUGGAAGAGGAUUGCAGUGCGUCUGGCGAUUUGGUUUAUUCAAAUAAAGUCACAAUAGUUUCCAUGGAUGCAAACGCAAAUGAGCAUGGUGCUGUUCAGGAGGGCGGGGCGAGACCUAGAGCGCCCUCUGUUGAUGGGCCUCCACCCAGGGUGACGACAACUAUGGAUAAAAACGAUGAUAUGAUCAUUGCAAAUCCCAUCGCCUGUUGAUGUUAAAUAUUUAAAAAAUAUUACUAAUUUUUAUAAAUGGAAUUCCAUAAAUUAAUUUAACGUAUUCCAGCUCGAUGUAAAUCAAAGAGGCUCAUGGUGUUUUGUAAUUUUUUUUAAUUCGUGUUAAAAUUGUGUUGGGUUUGAUUUCUACAAUUCCUCAUAAUUUUGUGUAACUUAUCCUUGACAUUCCAGUAAUAUAAAGUACUAUACAAAAAUUUUAAGAUUAUAAAAUAAUAACUACUCCUUGAAGACAGUGAUUCCAAGCAACAAAAGGGGAUCAGGUUGGCUCAGUGGUUCUUCACCCUUCCUUUUUCAUCUUGU